AUGGGAGGUAGCAGUUCCAAAGGGGCUUCGCCCUUUCCUCUCACAAAUUUCCAAGACAGCCUCCUUACGCCACCAGACGACACCUCGGUCCGCCAGACGUGGACCAUACUCCGCUCCGCCAUCGACUCCCACGCCCGCCGCUUCUACCACACCGAUUCCGUUUACCACUCGCGGGAGCAGAUUCGCGAGUCGAUACACGAGGCCGGCGUCGUCGACGAUGCGCAGGAGGCAGAGGACCUCGCCACUCUGCUGCACUCGCCGCGCCACCGCCGCAUGGGUCUCCGGAUAUGCAUAGCCAGGGUCAUGGUCAGCAGCAUCGACUUUUACAGCCACCCGGACGAGACGAGCCUGGACCCGGCCGUCGUGGAGCUGAUGAGGCGGUUCGAUGAGUUGAGGCCCGAGUUGGGCAAAGAAGAAGAAGCCGCCCUCGCCGCCUGGCGCAUGAUCACCGCCUUCUUCCUCCAGCCGGGCGCGCAGGACCACCACGCGCUGGUCAAGCCCUGCGUCGCGACGCUCGAGCGCAUCCUCGUCGUCUUUGCGCGGUCCAACUCCCCCACCGAGCGGGAGCUGCGCCUGUCGGGGAUCGCCGCCGUGUCGACGCGGGCCGUCGAGCUAGGCGAGAAGCUGUUUUGCCACGCGGCGCGCUGGCGGUUCGAGUGGCGACCGCCCGUGGAGGAGGUGGACGAGAAGCCGCACUACUACUCUGGCGGCCGGGACGGGAGGCGAAGCAUCGUCAUCUUCCCCGCCCUGCUGAGGAGCGACGACGACGGGCCCAAGAAGAGGGGCGGCAUAAACUACGUCAUCAUCAAGAGGAAGGCCGUCAGCGCGGGGAGCUUCUUCGACGUGCCCCCUCCGGCCGACGGGGACGGGAGCAGCAGCAGCAGUAGCAGUAGUAGCAGUAGCAGCGACGACGACGAUGCGCCUUCGAGGAAGGCGCCAAGCAGGGGGAGGGGGAAGAGCAGUUUUCUCGAAAGCAUAUACUCAAGUUACAGUUCCCGUUCGAUACGAAGUCUCUACCACAAGGCGCGGCACAAGUACCGGGAGCGGACGUCGGUGUGGUUCACCGUCGAGCUCAACAAGAUUGCCGACGGCUCGAACCUGCUACCGCCGCCGUCUGAGAGGUUCAAGACCAAGCUGGAGCGUCUCCGGUGUGGGGAAUGCGGGAGCGUAGUCGUCAAGGAAUACGGCCUCAGGUGGGCUGUGAACGGGUAUUUGCUCAAGAUUGUCCUGGUGGAGGCAACUAUAUGAUUCAGGGAAGCAGGCAGGGUUUGUUUUGUAGGCGUUUCUUUUUUCAUUUCCCCCCUCAACGUCACAAAGCAUAGCCUAUAUACGACAUGCCCACCUACACAUCAUAUCACCACCUCAGUCUGCAAAUCCCGUUGCCUUCUCCAACCUGCCCAUGACAUGCCCGACAAAUCACUCCUCCGAGUAGCUUUUCCUGGGUGCAGCUCAUACCCGUGUACCAGGUCCUCGC
Molecule: messenger RNA, 1474 nt
Organism: Pyricularia oryzae 70-15
Lineage: Eukaryota; Fungi; Ascomycota; Sordariomycetes; Magnaporthales; Pyriculariaceae
Exons: 3
Coding region: 1-1248 (415 amino acids)
Source: RefSeq, a predicted model, not a curated record